This is a messenger RNA of Hydractinia symbiolongicarpus, 1643 nucleotides long. RefSeq lists its product as uncharacterized. The coding region runs from base 1 to 1596 and encodes 531 amino acids. The transcript is spliced from 8 exons. NCBI's taxonomy places the organism in Eukaryota, Metazoa, Cnidaria, Hydrozoa, Anthoathecata, Hydractiniidae. The record is from RefSeq and is a predicted model, not a curated record.
AUGGAAGGAAAAGGCAUUUCUUACAGUCAAGUAACACUGGCAUUAUUUAUGCUGUAUCAUUUACCAGGAUACCAGACAACAAAGACACACAGACAAGCAAAUAUAUGUGCCAGUAUUGUUAGUGUUUGGUCUGUUGGCAGGGAAUUCCCAGAAAAUUCAUGUGUGGUUGUUGUUGCUGUAGUAAACCUAUUUGCUCAGUCAAUCUACCCGUUUUGGAACGGACAGAUACAAGAGAAGAAUUUUACUUGGCUAACACCUGCUCAAUUCACCAAGCAAAAGCUUAUUUUAGCAGAUAUUGAAGCAUGUGCAUAUUUGUUGCAGAGAAGUGGUGUAGACUCAAUUAUAAAGGAUGGUGCUAUUUCGAGUAAGUGGCAGUCGAGUGUAAUAGUGAAUUGUUUCAAGGGCAAGGGUGAUGCAUUAGAAAGGGGUAACUAUAGAGGUCUGAAGUUGGUUGAUCAAGUAAUGAAAGUUAUUGAAAGAGUGAUUGAUAAGUUACUUAGAGAAAGAAUUGAUAUAGAUAAGAUGCAAUUUGGUUUUGUUCCAGGGCGUGGCACUACAGAUGCAAUAUUUUUACUCAGACAGCUUCAGGAAAAGUAUUUAGGAAAGAGAAAGAAUCUCUAUUUUGCCUUUGUAGAUUUAGAGAAAGCUUUUGAUAGAGUGCCACGUAAAGUUAUUUGGUGGGCUAUGAGAAAAUUAGGUGUGGAUGAGUGGCUAGUUACGAUGGUACAGUCUAUGUACAGCAAUGCUAGAAGUCGUGUCAGGAUUAACGAUUCACUUAGUGAUGAAUUUAGUGUAAAUGUUGGUGUACAUCAGGGUUCUGUACUUAGUCCUUUGUUGUUUACUCUAGUCUUAGAAGCGCUGUCGAUGGAGUUCAGAACAAGUUGUCCAUGGGAGUUAUUGUAUGCAGAUGAUUUGGUUCUCAUAGCAGAGUCGAUGGAAGAAUUAGUUGAAAAGUUUGAGAAGUGGAAGAAAGGACUAGAAGAGAAAGGGCUAAAGAUAAACACAGCAAAGUCUAAAGUCAUGAUUAGUAGCAUUGCAGCCAAGUGUGACCUUGUAGUUGGAAAGUGGCCUUGUGGAGUUUGCAGGAAAGGGGUUGGUAGUAACUCAAUUUUUUGUCAGACUUGCAAGCAUUGGGUACAUAAGAAGUGCAGUAGUAUUAGUGGAAGGUUAAGAGCUGACAUACAGUUUGUAUGCAAGCGUUGCAAAGGUGAGAUUAUAGAGAAUGAAGUAUUUCCAGCUUUAAUGAUUUACAACAGUGGCUCAUUAGAGAUAGUUGAGAACUUCUGUUACUUAGGUGAUAUGUUGGGCAGUGAAGGGGGUGUUGGAAGAAGUGUUACUUGCAGGAUAGGUUCUGCUUGGAAAAAGUUCAGAGAGCUACUUCCUUUGUUGACUAGCAGAGUCCUGUCAAUUGAGGUAAAAGGUAGGUUGUAUGAGGCCUGUGUAAGAAGUGUUAUGUUGUACGGUAGUGAGACAUGGGCAGUGAAGCAGGAAGAUCUUGACCGUUUAGAAAGGAAUGAUAUGAGAAUGGUUAGCUUGCUUCUUAGCUCAUCUGAACUCUUUCUGUCUCUCAGACUGGCAUUACACAUCCACCUAUAACCAUUCUCAUAUCAUUCCUUUCUAAACGGUCAAGAUCUUCCUGCUUC